Molecule: messenger RNA, 705 nt
Organism: Pseudocercospora fijiensis CIRAD86
Lineage: Eukaryota; Fungi; Ascomycota; Dothideomycetes; Mycosphaerellales; Mycosphaerellaceae
Exons: 6
Coding region: 1-705 (234 amino acids)
Source: RefSeq, a predicted model, not a curated record
AUGAUGACAUUGCUCAGGAGCGACAUGGAUGCCGAAAUGCUCUCAAUCUUGCGGGACUGUUUCUAUACUUCUGUCCCAACUCACUCUAUGACGUGCCGUAGCUUCCACCUCUCACAUCGGCUCCUAUACAGCUCAGCUCUCCUGAGCCUCUACGACAACCGCAUGACAUUCACGCCUUUCACCAUGGCCUCAUCUUCAUUCACGCACCACGCCCUCUGGCUCGCACCCGCAACCUCAAUCUUCCUCGCCGGCUACUCCUUCGCAACCUCCCAAAACAUCAUCUCCAACAUCGCAGACCUACCUCCCCAACAAUCAACCCCAAUCUUCAAACGCACCACGAAAUCGGGCUUCUACACAGUGUUUCCUACAAUACUCGUAUCCUCCGCUGCAUCAGCCAUCUUAUGGCAUAGUUCCAAGUCAGAACAGAUCAAGAGAUUACAUUUGAUCGCGGCGCUCUCGACGCUCGCUGCGAUACCUUAUUCGGGGUUGGUGAUGUGGGGCAGUGUCAAGAGGUUGUUGCAGAUCAGUGAGGAUCGUGAACUGCAGUUGAAGGUAGAACAAACUUUGGAGGCGAGACAAUUGUUGAAGAAGUGGACUAGAAUGAGUUAUGUUAAGACGAUGUUGUAUGUGGUUGGCGCUAGAGGCCUAGGAGAAUCUGUAGGAGUAAGAUGUGAGGGUAUGGAAGGGAUAGAUCGUCGCCUUUGA